Odocoileus virginianus texanus is the source of this 2510-nucleotide messenger RNA. RefSeq names its product ETS variant transcription factor 6 (gene ETV6). The record is from RefSeq and is a predicted model, not a curated record. Gene Ontology annotation, molecular function: sequence-specific DNA binding; DNA-binding transcription factor activity, RNA polymerase II-specific. NCBI's taxonomy places the organism in Eukaryota, Metazoa, Chordata, Mammalia, Artiodactyla, Cervidae. Gene Ontology annotation, cellular component: nucleus. Gene Ontology annotation, biological process: regulation of transcription by RNA polymerase II; cell differentiation.
CAGCCCUGCGCCCGGGCCCCGGGGUGGGAGAGAUGCUGCAAGAAACUUCUUAAAUGACCGCGUCCGGCUGGCCGUGGAGCGUUUCUGGGUUGGGGAGAGGAAAGGAAAGUGGAAAAAAAACUGAGAACUUCCUGAUCUCUCUCGCUGUGAGACAUGUCUGAGACUCCUGCUCAGUGUAGCAUUAAGCAGGAACGAAUUUCAUACACACCCCCCGAGAGCCCGGUGCCCAGUUACGCUUCCUCGACGCCGCUUCAUGUGCCAGUGCCCAGAGCGCUCAGGAUGGAGGAAGACUCGAUCCGCCUGCCCGCGCACCUGCGCUUGCAGCCAAUGUUCUGGAGCAGAGAUGACGUAGCCCAGUGGCUCAAGUGGGCUGAAAACGAGUUUUCUCUAAGGCCGAUUGACAGCAACACGUUUGAGAUGAACGGCAAGGCUCUCCUACUCCUGACCAAAGAGGACUUUCGCUACCGGUCUCCUCAUUCAGGUGAUGUGCUCUAUGAACUCCUUCAGCAUAUUCUGAAGCAGAGGAAACCCCGGAUUCUUUUCUCACCGUUCUUCCACCCCGGGAACUCGAUACACACGCAGCAGGAAGUCAUUCUUCACCAGAACCAUGAAGAAGAUAAUGGUGUCCAGAGGACCUCAAGGCCAUCGGCCGAGAACGUACACCAGAACCCUCCCACCAUUGAACUGUUGCACCGUUCCAGGUCACCCAUCACAACAAACCACCGGCCUUCUCCCGACCCCGAGCAGCGGCCCCUCCGGUCCCCCCUGGACAACAUGAUCCGCCGCCUCUCCCCAGCUGAGAGGGCCCAGGGACCGAGGCUCCACCAGGAGAACAACCACCAGGAGCCCUACCCGCUGUCAGUGUCUCCCAUGGAGAACAACCACUGCCCGCCGUCAUCCGAGCCCCACCCGAGGCCCGCCAGCCCCCGGCAGGAGGGCACGCGGGUCAUCCAGCUGAUGCCCAGCCCGAUCAUGCACCCGCUGAUCCUGAACCCCCGACACUCCGUGGAUUUCAAGCAGCCGCGGCUCUCUGAGGAUGGGCUGCACCGGGAGGGGAAGCCCAUCAACCUCUCGCAUCGGGAGGACCUGGCAUACAUGAACCAUAUCAUGGUUUCCGUCUCGCCGCCUGAGGAGCACGCCGUGCCCAUCGGGAGGAUAGCAGACUGUAGACUGCUUUGGGAUUACGUCUAUCAGUUGCUUUCUGACAGCCGGUACGAAAACUUCAUCCGAUGGGAGGACAAAGAAUCCAAAAUAUUCCGGAUAGUGGAUCCCAAUGGACUGGCUCGACUGUGGGGAAACCAUAAGAACAGAACAAACAUGACCUAUGAGAAAAUGUCCAGAGCCCUGCGCCACUACUACAAACUAAACAUUAUCAGGAAGGAGCCGGGACAAAGGCUUUUGUUCAGGUUUAUGAAGACCCCAGAUGAAAUCAUGAGUGGCCGAACAGACCGUCUGGAGCACCUCGAGUCCCAGGAGCUGGAUGAACAAAUAUACCAAGAAGACGAGUGUUGAGGAAGUGGUUCCCGGCUUAGUGGGCCAGCAGCCAAGGGCACCCCACCCUCCCCAGGAUGGAUGGGGCAAUGGAGCAGAAAGGAAGAGACACGGAUGUGGCAGUAACACUCCUCUCGCCCAGCGCGAGGGACACUUCGGAGCACCUUAGACAAACCACUCAGCAAAGGCGGCGCUGGAGUUCUGGCCGAGGGCACCAGCCUGGGACUCGCGUUCAUGGUUCCUUCUCGAUCAGAAUCUCUUGUCUGUGAUCCCUCCCCCUCCCCCUCCACCUAUUGUUAGUUUCAUGGUGUUUUUGUUCUUUUUUUUAAAAAAGACCAUGCAGUUUGACUUUUCAUCAUUCAUAUAGGGGAAGACAUCUGAGGCUGUUUUCCUAUGGAAAUACAUAUCUAUUAUAUAUAUAUAUAUAUCUAUUUUUUGCAAAUCUCACAAAGUGCAGAAGCCCAGCUGGUCAGGAGAGAGAAUAUUUGCAAAAGGGUUCAGGUUCCCUCUUGACCCUGCCACGUGGAUCAGGUUUGUUCCUGUUGCUGUUGGGUCUUGGCUGGAAAAAGGAAAAAAAAAAAAAAGAUGCUCUUACAAAAGAUGAAGUGAAAAGGAGAGCUCUCUCCUCUCUCUGGCUCCCUUUCCUUCCUGGCCCCCGCUCCUCCCUCCUCACUGGCUGUUGAACUUCAGAUGCCCUUUCAGCAGAGUUCAGCCUCUUGGAGAGUCUUGGGAAUUUUCCACACCUGUACAUUGGAAUACGUGGUCUGGGUGCUUUGCAGCUGGCACCACAAAAAUCAAACCCACAUCCCAGCAUCUGGCUCCCUGCCAGAGGGAGGCCAAAGGCCCCAGAGAUGCUGCUGUCCUCCGGAAAGACACAUGUGAGUCCAACAGGCCACCCCGAUCGGCUGUGAGGACCGUGAGGCUUGGUGGUUCCCCAGAGCAUAAGGCUGUCCAGAUAAUCUGGAAGCCCCAGCAUCAUGGGGUUAGUUUGAAGUGCUACAGAGCAAAAAAAAAAAAAA